UCACACUUCCAACAACUGAUAAACAUAAUUGUGUUGAGCAAUAUACGGCAUGGACUUUCAUCGGCGUUAUGAUAGGAGUAGUUAUAGUAUUCAUUUUGAGGACAGUUUUCAAAAUAUGUCAGUGCAAUAUCACAACAAGAGGUUACACUAGAGCAGAUUGGCGUGGAAGGUGUUGCAUCUGUAGAACAAAAUGCUACUUUGCUACGAAACUUUCCAUUGGUAUAUCAUUGAUUGUUCUCGUCAUUAUUAUUCCCUAUGUGAGUGGGUUACUGGAAAAUUGUUGCAAAGAUAAAGAAUAUUUCAUUAUAUUUGGCGUUUGUAUGGUCUUUAUGUUUGUAGUAUGUCUUUUGAUUCCAAGAACAGGUGAACAAAAUGAACAGCCAGCAGACUUAGAAACGAAUAUCCAACAAUUAUUAAGUAGGGAGAAUGAAGUGGAAGAAAAGAAUAAAUCAGAAGAAGAAGAAUGAACACACUAAACAUAAAAAAAAUACUGACAUAUAAUCAACAACAAUAGUUCUGCAUACAGAAAAAUAUUAGAUAAAGCAAAAUAAAUCCAACAACAA
This is a messenger RNA of Mytilus californianus (California mussel), 563 nucleotides long. RefSeq lists its product as uncharacterized. The coding region runs from base 69 to 467 and encodes 132 amino acids. The transcript is spliced from 6 exons. The record is from RefSeq and is a predicted model, not a curated record. Lineage: Eukaryota; Metazoa; Mollusca; Bivalvia; Mytilida; Mytilidae.